AUGGCCCCGAAGGAGAAGAAGACCAAGGAGCAGAUCGCCGCGGCUGCUGCCGCAGGCAGCAAGAAGAGCAAGAAGAAGUGGUCCAAGGGGAAGAGCAAGGACAAGCUGAACUACGCGGUGAUGUUUGACGCGGGAACUUUGGAAAAGUUUCUCUCCGAAGUUCCCAAAAUGAAACUUGUGACUCCUUUUUCCAUUUGUGAACGUUUCCGCAUAAACGCCUCGCUGGCGCGCCGCGGCAUUCGCGAGCUGUACAGACAGCAGCAGCUGCGGCCCCUCGGCGACCAGCACCACUCCCACUACAUCUUCACGCGGCCUGCUGCAGCAUGA
Eimeria tenella is the source of this 327-nucleotide messenger RNA. RefSeq names its product R1 protein, putative. Bases 1 to 327 code for a protein of 108 amino acids. The transcript has 2 exons. Gene Ontology annotation, cellular component: cytosolic small ribosomal subunit. Lineage: Eukaryota; Apicomplexa; Conoidasida; Eucoccidiorida; Eimeriidae. The record is from RefSeq and is a predicted model, not a curated record. Gene Ontology annotation, molecular function: structural constituent of ribosome.